This is a messenger RNA of Coregonus clupeaformis (lake whitefish), 2764 nucleotides long. RefSeq names its product sulfite oxidase (gene suox). The coding region runs from base 187 to 1947 and encodes 586 amino acids. The record is from RefSeq and is a predicted model, not a curated record. Gene Ontology annotation, molecular function: heme binding; oxidoreductase activity; molybdenum ion binding. Gene Ontology annotation, cellular component: mitochondrion. NCBI's taxonomy places the organism in Eukaryota, Metazoa, Chordata, Actinopteri, Salmoniformes, Salmonidae. The transcript has 5 exons.
UUUAGACCAUUCUCCUCCACCGACCCGGUGCACCGGGGAAUGCAAAACGAACUCGCCCACUGACAAGCAACCUACGUACACAACCGGCUAGUGGAGGAGAGCUCGAGCCUCGAGUACUUGACAGCAGUGCAUCUGGAAUAAUAAAACAUACACUAUAUUAAAGUUUAGACUACCAACACCAAUGCAAUGUUGCUCCUCAGACACUGCCGAGGCCUAACCAGAGUAGGCCUUCUCAAGACUCAAAGGGUGCAGUUGUUGCAGGGUGCGGUCCCUCCUGUGGCAGUGUGUGUGGGCAGCCUCUGUGCACGCUGGGGCAGCAGUCAUGGGGGGCAGGAGUCAGGGCAGUACCAGCGCAGCCAUGGCCCCAACUGGAGACACGCCCUGGCAGGGCUGCUGGCUGGGACAGGGGCUGUACUGGCCUAUGGCCUCCACCACAGCCAGACUGAGCAGGCAGCCACCACUAUAGUCCAGCCCAUAGCCCCAGCCUCCUCUCUGCCCAUCUACACCCAGGACGAGGUCACCAAGCACCGCUCCGUUGAGGAGGGCGUCUGGGUCACCUACAAGGGCAGCGUCUAUGACAUCACAGAGUUUGUGUCCAUGCACCCUGGCGGUGAUAAGAUCCUGCUAGCAGCAGGUGGGGCUCUGGAGCCCUUCUGGGCGCUGUACGCCGUUCACAGGCAAGACCAUGUGCUGGAGAUCCUGUCAGAGUAUAAGGUGGGUGAGCUGAGUGCGGAGGACUGGCGGAAGCAGCAAAGCGUGAAAUCCACGGAUCCCUACUCCACCGACCCGGAGCGGCACCCUGCCCUGCGCAUCAACAGCCUCAAGCCCUUCAAUGCCGAGCCCCCGCCCGAGAUCCUCUCCGACAACUACAUCACCCCCUCAGCCAUCUUCUUUAAGAGGAACCACCUGCCCGUGCCACAAGUGGACCCGAAAUCCUACCGGCUGCAGGUGGAGGGUCUGCCUGGGGGAGCACCUCUGAGCCUCUCUCUGGAGGAGCUGAAGACACGCUUCCCCAAACACACAGUCACGGCCACGCUGCAGUGUGCUGGCAAUCGCCGCUCGGAGAUGAACAAAGUCAAACAGGUGAAGGGGCUCAACUGGGGCAUUGCUGCGAUAAGUAAUGCUACGUGGAGCGGUGCCAGGCUGAAGGAUGUGCUGCUGGCAGCUGGCUAUAGGCCAGAGGUGGCCCGGCAGACAUGCCACGUUCAAUUUGAAGGACUGGACAGUGACGUGACCGGCACCACCUACGGGGCAUCUAUCCCGCUCAACAAGGCGGUCAGUGAAGAGGGUGACGUGCUGUUGGCGUACCAGAUGAACGGAGAAGACCUACCUGCUGACCAUGGCUAUCCCGUACGGGUGGUGGUGCCGGGAACGGUGGGCGCCCGCAAUGUCAAGUGGCUGGGAAGGAUCAUAGUGAGUGAGGAGGAGAGCAGCAGCCACUGGCAGCAGAAUGACUACAAGGGCUUCUCCCCCGCCACUGACUGGGACACGGUGGACUUCAAGUCGGCCCCAGCCAUCCAGGAGCUGCCCAUCCAGUCGGCCAUCACCCAGCCAGCGGAGGGAGCCGUGGUGGAACGCAGCGCAGAGGAGGUGACGGUGAAGGGCUACGCCUGGAGCGGGGGCGGACGGGAGGUUGUGCGUGUCGAUGUGUCUCUGGACGGGGGGCAGACCUGGCAGGUGGCGCAGCUACAGAGCAGUGAGAAGGGGCAGGUCCCGGCCCCCUCGCCCCCACCCGGCAGAGCCUGGGCCUGGAAGCUGUGGGAGCUGACAGCCCCGCUGCCCCCCGCGGCCCAGGAGCUGGAGAUUGUGUGCAAGGCGGUGGACAACAGCUACAACAUGCAGCCAGACUCAGUGGCGCCUAUCUGGAACCUGAGGGGAGUGCUGAGUAACGCCUGGCACAGGGUGAAAGUCACAGUCAAGGAGGAUGAGGAAAAGGAAGAAGAGUAGAAACUGUUGUGAUCUAGGGGGUUGUGUUCAAGUCUUAAAGAGUAUAGAGGGAAACGGAUGAUGAUGUUUUAACCUGGCCCUCUCCAGACAGACGACGUCAAACCCACUCAAGCUCAGUGGGGGAACUGACCGUACCACAGGUGCUGUGUGUGUGUGAUGCCCUGACACUAAAGACCCCUCUGUUGUCUUGUUGCACAGCAAAACAGAUAAUUCUGUUCAGUGGAGAUGGAAAAAUGUAAAUAGGCAUUCAUCUGUGCGUAGCCAAUGUUGAGCGCUUAAAGAACAUUAUGUGGCCAGUUGGGUUAAAAAGAAUCCCAAACGCACCACAAAACAAGAUAACAGUAACAAAUCUGUUGGUGUCAACAGUUGCUCAAGGACAAGCAAAAAACGCCUUGCCAGUGCAGUCCUUUUCAUAUCCUGAAAUCUAUUCACUAACCUCUUUGGCUUUGAUGACAAGCUUGCUUCCAUUUCAUGAUUUUAUAUGGGUGUCAUUUGCUGGAUCCAGAGAAUAUUCUAAUUCUUUGAUUUGCAUUGUCUUAACUCAUAUUGAUUAUAGCUAUUGAUAAAUUGUCUAUCAUAUUACUAAUUAUUCAUUGUGUAAGAUCAAAAGCACUUAGAUCUUGUAAGUUUCAGCUAGUGUUAGCUGCUGCAUUAAGCAAGGUACUACAUUGUUUAGAUUUUCACAAAAUAAAGUUCUCAGUUAUAUUUUUUAGAUAAAUUGUUUUGCACACAAUGUAUGCAUUUAAAUGAAUCAGCGAUGCUACUUUUGAAAUGUAUUUUUUCCCACUGUCAAGUGUGAUAAAACAUAUUUUCUCCA